AUGAGCGCAUACGGUCACGCCGCUGGUUUACCAAUCGAAUGUUUGAGUAUUGCAGUUGAAUUGCGCAAGGAACAAUUUGUCGAUGGAAAUGGACAGCAGGUAUUACGUGUAGGCUUUAAAAUCGGUGGUGGCAUUGAUCAGGAUCCAAGCCGAGCACAUUAUCCAUAUCCAGACAGCGUA
Molecule: messenger RNA, 180 nt
Organism: Gongylonema pulchrum
Lineage: Eukaryota; Metazoa; Nematoda; Chromadorea; Rhabditida; Gongylonematidae
Source: the annotation of a GenBank genome assembly